AUGAUUCAAAACCCUGCCUCAUCUUCCUCAGUCCAUACGGUCACAUCGACCAAAUCGAAUCCUGUUACACGGCCCAAGCAAGUGUCCAAGGCGAGGUCUCCGCCAUCUCCUUGUCGGCACUGCGGCGCGUGGCAUUUCCACCGGGAUUGCACUUUCCGCCAGCAUCGCUGCCAAAGCUGUAAUCAAGUGGGACACCGUGGUGGAUUCUACAAAUCGAAACCAGCUUCUGGAGUCAAGCCAGCCUCCGCUACUUCUAGUUCCAACCACCGUUUCCGGUCAAAACGCAGGUGCAAAAACCAGUCCAUUGGCCAUUCUCUCAGUCUCUCCCAGUCCGCCACAAGCGCGUGCGGUGGUAUCGUUCAGCUAAUUGGGCAACUGCAAUGCUGUGUGUCGUCCCGCGGUGCCAGCAUCACUGCGAUCUGCUGCAUCACCAAGUCUGAUCUAAACCUACUUGGUCUCAACUGGAUUGAACAACUUGGAUUGGCCGAUAUGCCGCUCCGCGUCGUUUGCAGUCAGGUGCAGAUUCCCGCCGUGCUUGCAGACCAAGCCAAUGGCAUUCUCCAACGCUUUGCUCCAGUGUUCCAAGACGGUUUGGGUCGCUGCACAUACACUCAAGCCGUGCUUCAUCUGUCUCCUGGAAGUCAGCCAGUCUUUCGUCCAAAGCGACCAGUCCCAUAUGUAGCCCUACCACUUGUCGUUUCUGAACUGAAGCGUCUAGAGGAACUGGGAGUUCUAGUUCCUGUAUCCCACUCCUCCUGGGCCGCUCCAAUCGUUGUGGUUAAGAAGCCCAAUGGCUCGAUUCGCAUUUGUGCUGACUUCUCCACCGGUCUCAAUGCCGCGUUGACGCCGAACUGCUAUCCAUUGCCGGUUCCGGUUAAUCUUUUCACCCUGCUGAAUGGUGGCACUUGCUUUGCCAAGUUGGAUCUCGCUACUGCGUAUCUGCAGAUCGAGGUCGCCCCAGAGUCGCGCGAAUUGUUGACCAUCAAUACCCACCGCGGUCUGUUCCAAUAUACCAGGCUGCCCUUUGGUGUCAAGACCGCCCCCGCCCUAUUCCAACAAACGAUGAAUGCAAUGCUCUCCGGCAUCCCUGGCACAGCUGGGUACCUGGACGACAUCACCAUCGUGGGUCGCUCCCCUGCCGAGCUGCAAGACCGAGUUUGCGCAGUACUCAAACGCGUGCAGGAAUAUGGCUUUUUGUCUACGGACCGACAAGUGCCAAUUCUUCCUCGACUCCAUCAAGUACCUCGAAUUCGUUUUUGACGUUACUGGUCGCCAUCCAGAUCCUGAAAACAUUCGGGCCAUCCGAAGGAUGCCUCCCCCUAAGAAUGUGUCGCAACUUCGUUCGUUCCUUGGCCUGAUCAGCUACUAUAGCGCCUUCCUACCAUCGCUGCAUGACGUACGGGCCCCCCUCAACCGUCUGCUGCAGAUGGAUGCACCCUGGUGCUGGUCCCCCGACUGCGAAACGCAUUCGCCCAGCUAAAGUCGAUGUUGAGUUCAGAUCUACCGCUCACGCAUUACGACCCGACGCUGCCGAUCGCUGUUGCUGCAGCUGCUUCCAACCACGGAGUUGGUGCCGUCAUCUCACAUACUUUUCCUGACGGGUCUGAAAAGGCCAUCAUACAUGCAUCUCGCACGCAUUUCCUGCGGAGAAGAACUAUGGGCAGAUAGAGAAAGAGGCUCUAGCCCUCGUGUUUGGCAUUAAGAAAUUUCACAAACUGUUGUACGGCCGCCACUUCACGUUGUUGACGGAUCACAAGCCGUUGCUGUCAAUCUUCGGUUCGAACAAGGGCAUUCCCGUCUAUUCAGCCAGCCGACUUAAGCGAUGGGUAACCAUCCUUCUUGGCUACGAUUUCGACAUUCGUUACUGUCGCGCUACAGACUUUGGUCAGGCGGACGCCCUUUCUCGCCUCGACAGCAAUCAUCGGGAACCCGAGGAAGACACCGUGAUUACCGCCAUUUCGAUUGAGGACGAUGUGCGCCGUCAGCUAUCAGACGCCGUACGAGGUAUCCCUGUCACUUCCGCGGACAUCCAACGUGCUACUGAACAGGAUCCUGUCCUCCGUCAGGCCAUCACCUACGUGCAUACCUGCUGGCCAGCCACUGCUCUCGCUGGUGAUCUUCGCCAGCUCUUCCUCCGCCAAGCAUUGCUAUCAGUGGUUGACUCCUGCCUCAUGUUUGCAGACAGUGUGGUGAAGGAGAGUCGGCCUUGUCGUUGCACGAAUUAG
Messenger RNA from Spirometra erinaceieuropaei, 2225 nucleotides. Lineage: Eukaryota; Metazoa; Platyhelminthes; Cestoda; Diphyllobothriidea; Diphyllobothriidae. The record is from the annotation of a GenBank genome assembly.